UCAUGCAUGAGAAACUUCCUUUCAUAUGGUUGGUCAAGGUAGUCCAUUAUAGACUAUUGAUAUAGCCCAUAGUUGCCUCCCAUAGGUUGAAAGUAAACCUCUGUUACUAAAGAUACCACACAGUUAGGACAAAGGUUUCGGGUAAUUCAAGGUAGAUCUAACCUGGAAGCCUGUGGUUUAACUUCUGUGGUUUCAGAAAAUACUGUGUGAGCUGUCAACGGAGGAAGCAUUAAUAGUCCUAGAUAGCCGCAAUACCCACGACCCAUGACAAUGAUCACCAUUCCAAGAUACGCAUAAAAGUGCAACAAAUGGCAUUUACGUGCUUGUUGUGGUGAUAUACUAUUUGUAAUUUAAGAAACAAAACCUGUCUGAAGAUCUGAGGACAGCACCAGCCACAGAGUUAGCUACAGAAGCCAGGCAGUGGUGGCACACACCUUUAAUUCCAGCACUUGGGAUCACACACCUUCAAUCCUGGGACUAGCAAGGUUGAAGCAGGAAGUGAUGUGACUGGGCAGAGAAAGGAAUAUAAGGUGGGAGGAGACAGGAAUUCAUGCUCUUUCUGGCUCUUUCAGGCUGAGGAGUUGGUGAGGUAAGAGGUGGUGGCUGUGCCUUGCUCUGCUUCUCUGAUCUUUCAGCAUUCACCCUGAUAUCUGGCUCCAUUUUUUUUUUUUUAUUACAAGACCAAUUAGGAUUCAUGCAACAGUUUGUGGUAACCAACAGCUGUCUCUUAAGGUCUAUUCAACAGGAGGGAAGUCAUUCCUGGUAGUAGAAACCUAGCCAGGUUCCAGGAGCUAGUGGACUAGUGCAGUCAUGGACUUGGUAAACAAUCUACUAACAAGACUUUGCUAGAGCAGCAUAAUUUCUUACUUUAUACCUACAGGUAAGUAUAGCUACCACUCUUCAUCAAAGAUGCUUCUCUUAAUCAAAAUGCCAAGUUGUAGGGCUCAGUCCCACUGGAUAAUUUACAAAACAUCUCCAUAUAAGACUCAGGGAACAUUUGAGAAGAGGAGAAGGAAAGAUUAUAAAAGUCAGAGGUCAAGGAUUUGUUAUGAGAUCGUGACUUCUAGAAAUAUCAGAAGCUGCACUUGCAAAGUCUCACCAACAUGACUGCCUAAACAUGAGCCGAACAAGGACAGCAGCAUAGACAUAUCAGAGUGGAUGGGUAAAUGCCUAGGAGGACGCAACCUUACACUAAGAAGUACAGGCAACUAAAGAACACUGUGAGUGGGAGAAACAGUCUUCUGUGGGGAAGAGCACAUCGAUUGGUUAUCCAAUACCAAAUGGUCAGCCCUGAAAACAUACAUACAAGUAACAUUAUGUAGACUGAGCAAGUUAGUUAGACAUGUAUAUUUAUAUACAUAUGUAAGAGGCCACGAAUUUGAAAGAGAGCAAGGAGGGGGUUGGAAGGAGAAAAGGAAAGAGGGAAAUGAUGAAUUAUAAUCUCAAAAAUAAAGAAAAACAAUAAAAAGCAGCUUAUUUUUAUAACAAUGGAGACCAUUGUGGAUUUUAUUUUUGAUUAUGUCUAUAGGUAUAUUUCUGGGUCUGGGUCUGGGUGGAUACAGAGGAAGUUGGCUCUCCGGGAGCUGAACUUAGAGAGAUUAAAGGACCAAACUUUACCUAAAAGAUAGUAUUAGAAGGACUAGAGAGAGGGCUCAGCAGGCAGGAGUGUGUACUGCUCUUCCAUAGAGCCUGGGUUUGGUUCUCAGCACCACAUUGGGUGGCUCACAACCACCUUUAACUUCAGAUCCUCAGGAUCUGAUGCCAGUGGCCUCUGCUGGAACCCAUACUCAAAUGCAUGUAUCUCCUGUCUCCAAACACAUAUAAUUAAAAAAAUAAAUAAAAUUAAAGCUUAAAAAAUAUUGGAGUUGAAGGUUUUUUUUCCCCAGUAAAUUAUUUUUUCAGUAGCACCUAGGAGAUCAAUUAAAGAUUUGAAUGGCUUUUAACGUAUCAAAUAUCAUCCUAUGUUUUCUAAUGGUCACAGACUAUUUCAUGUAAGCAUUCAGAUAUGACAACUCCUAAAAUGAUUAGGACUGCAGUGCGGAUGACCCCAAGGUUCAUCUGGCUCUCCUCCUGCCUCCCAGAAGGUGGGGAAGGAGUCACGAUGCACAUAUAAGCAGUGGCAGGGCCACUCCUCCAGCUGGGCUCUAGAAGUAAGCCAAAGUGCAGCUGACAUGCUAUCAUGUCAGCUUUGAACCUCCUGCAUCACACAGUCAAAGCAAUUUCUCUGCCAUCCAUGCAGGUACUUCAUUGAACACAGUUUCUGUUGCAGCCUUGAUCACCCAUUAUUCACCAUUUAUGUGCUUGCCUCCUUGGGUGCAUUAAAGAGGCUCUUAACAAAGCUGUUCCUGUGUUUUCCUUGGAAUUCUGCACACAACAGUCUGACAUACUUUAGGUGCUCAAUUCAGCAAAUGCUCUAGACAUGAAAGGGACACACAUUUCCUCUUCAGUGUUAAAAUUUGCUGAGGUUUCCCAACUGGGCCAAAGCUGUCUGGGCUGUGAGUUGGAAAAAGACUGGGAUCUAGACCACUUAAUGUACACUUGCCAACUGCUUCUCUGCCUUGGGUGUUGCCUCUGGUGCUCCAGAUGUGAACUGGUUUUCUGACUAUGUGGUUCAAAUGGUUGCAUGUUUUCUUGCUACUCUUGGGAGCUUCUUAUAGCACAGGGCUGCUUACUUGUCAUUCUGUAUCCCCAGGAUGUAGCAUGGGACCUGGAACACGGCAAGGGAUUAAUAGAUGUGUGGAACAUAAAUGACAGGCUUAAAUGGAUAUAUAAACCAAACAGAAGAACAGCCAAGUGUCAGGGGGAAGAAGAACAGCCUCAGUGCAGUGGUUUUUUUUACGGAAAUUUCCAUGUUUUUACUAUUUUAUUUACUACUUCAUAUUAUCUUUAAAACUCAGAGUCUUAUUACUUUUAAGUAACCAUUACAAAUUUAUAGUUUUAAAGUUAGAAAACAAUACAGAACUUUUCAUAAUUCAUAAUUUGAAGUUCCUUGUAACUUGGGAGUUUUAUCCUUUAUCCCACUGCUUAAAAAUUAGUGGGUUGAUUUAAAUGUAAACCUCAGGAUAGGUGAUGAUUCUACAAUGAUUAUGGAAGAAAGUUAUGGGUAGGUAAUCUCUGUAAGGCAGAAGGAAAGAGAGAAUGCAAUUCAUCAUAGGAAAGGGGGAAAGGGAGAGGUAUUUUAAGCACAAUAUAAAUUAUAGAAAAAGCAAAAUGGAAACAUUGCAGGAAGAGCAUGGGGGAAGGUUUGUGGAUAUGGGAAUGUACACAUGCACAAUGGGCAUGUCUCUACACUCUUGUACACACGCACAAUGGGCAUGUCUCUACACUCUUGUACACACGCACAAUGGGCAUGUAUCUACACUCUUGUACACAUGCACAAUGGGCAUGUCUCUACACUCUUGUACACAUGCACAAUGGGCAUGUCUCUACACUCUUGUACACAUGCACAAUGGGCAUGUCUCUACACUCUUUACACACACACAAUGGGCAUGUCUCUACACUCUUGUACACACGCACAAUGGGCAUGUCUCUACACUCUUGUACACACGCACAAUGGGCAUGUAUCUACACUCUUGUACACACGCACAAUGGGCAUGUAUCUACACUCUUGUACACAUGCACAAUGGGCAUGUCUCUACACUCUUGUACACACGCACAAUGGGCAUGUCUCUACACUCUUGUACACAUGCACAAUGGGCAUGUCUCUACACUCUUUACACACACACAAUGGGCAUGUCUCUACACUCUUGUACACACGCACGAUGGGCAUGUCUCUACACUCUUGUACACACGCACAAUGGGCAUGUAGCUACACUUUUGUACACAUGCACAAUGGGCAUGUGUCUACAUUCUUGUACACAUGCACAAUGGGCAUGUGUCUAUACUAUUGUACACAUGCACGAUGGGCAUGUCUCUACACUCUUGCACACAUGCACAAUGGGCAUGCUUCUACACUCUGUGGUCUUUGCUUCCCCUGAAGUGUUAGAAGCUGUUCGGCAGUCCUCUACUCUUCUAGGCUCUGGGAUUAGUCUGAUUGUGGAAGCACCUUAACCUGGGGAAGAAUUUGCAAAUGUGAGUGAUUCCAGAGCCAAUACGAUGAUCCAGACUUGCUUAGGACAGGCCAGCAGCUUAGAGUCCUCAAGCAUCCUUACACCUCAACUCUUCUCGAAUCCAGACAUCAUGUGGUUGGUGUAGACCAGCACUGAGCUGGGAUGUCUGACAUAUUUCAGCCAUGAAACACUCCCUGACAUCCUGAAUCCAGGAUCGACCUAAAGCUAAAUAUUAAACAGGAAACAUGAUAUGGACCUAAUAUGCUCAUUAAAGUCAAUCAAAUUCAAGUGGAUCUGAAAAAUAGCUGAUGUUGAUGAUUUCUCAAAAAGGGAAGAAAAAAAAAAGCAAGCCAGAAUGAAUUCAACAACACUGAGAAAGAGACGAAAGGAAUAAAUUAACAAAGAUCAGGAAGCAGGUUUCGCGAGAGCGUGAAACGUGGAUGUAACUCCAUCUAUGAAUCUUUUUAGACUGUGGCACUUCCGCUACAAAUCUGUUCCAGGGGAAAAGGCUGAAUCCAGAGGCACUGGAGCUUUAAAAAUAAUUCCUCAGAGCGUUGUCUCAUGAACCUAUUAACAAAAGUUGAUGCAUAUGCUAUCUUCAGUAAUUGCACUAAGGACGAACUGUGACUUUUUUUCCUUGUAGUUUCUUGUCUAGUCUUUCAUUCAUAAGCGGGGUCAAUGCAUGGCAUCAUUUGAAAUGAGAGUGGCCUAUAGCCUACACUCUCUUACCUGUCAGUGCAAAGCUGUGGCCAGUCACUGUGUGCCCCACUUUUUUACAGCAGUUAGUAGGAUCUCUGUUUAUUUCUUUUCUCAGUUUGUUCCUUGAUUCUAGCUCACCCCUUAUUCUAAUCUGAUUUCUGAAAAGGUCGCAACUUAGUUCUCUAAGCCAGAAGCCCAGAAAACAUUCUCAAUUUCAUCACCUCCUCCCAACUCUUUCACCUUGCUCUUCUGUCUCAUGUUCUCAGUCUGUUUGGUUUCUGACCCCACUUUCCACACAAGCCUCCUUUACAUAUCUGGCAGGGUUGAAUUAAACUGAAAUCUAAUUGCAUCGUUGUUGUCUUUACAAACCCUGUUGACUAGCAACAGCCACAUCAUACACAAGCUUGUACAGCAAACUCUCCACCUGCUUCUCUAGCCUCAGUUUUUCUCUUCUCUUCCAGAACACUGUGUUUUGACCAAGGGGAAAUCUUCCUAUAAUUUAACCAAGUCUGUAGGAAGUUGCCAAACACUCUUGAUUUGUACUGUUCAUUCCUGUCUGGGAUGUCCUUGCUUACUCUCCCUCUCUGCUUUGAAGACCAUAGUCAUCUUAGAAGAGCUACUCAUAGUGCUUGUGUCUUUCUUGCUCCUGAGAUAUCUGGGGGCUACUUCUACCUGCAGUUACCACAAGGAAAACAAAAAUAUUUUUGAAGAACCAAAGUAUUGCAACAGGUAUCUUUGUACCUUUAUUUUAGGAUUCCCUAGGAACAAAGUGUUGCCCUUGAUAUACAUUGUUGUUUGGAUAUCUGGUCUACCACUAGCUUAUCAGAAAGACAGAGGAUACAUAAGUUUUUCUAUGAAGCAACAAGAUUUCAUGCUAGCAAUGGAUUCACUUGUAUCUUAGGAAGUUUGUUAAUAAGUCAGAAGGAGACAUACAAAAUUUUAUUUCUGAGGCAAUCAGAGACUCCCAAGAUAUAGAGGCUACAUUAUUUCCUUGCCAAAAAUGCUUCUUCCACUGGUCCCUCUGAAGACUGAAAGAAAUUAAGAACUCUAAUGGUCUUGACCCUGGCACAUUUUCCCUGGCCCAAUGGGAAAUCCCUCUCUAUGCCCUUCAUGCAAAACAUUGCUUUCAUGUCUCCAGUUACAGGCCCAACACGAGCCAGUAACAGACCUCAAUCUGAGAUAUAAAUGAAUUAUUCACCAAGUUCUUUUCCUUUCUUUGAGUUUUUAGCUGGCAGGCAUUGAGGAGUCCAAGGCCAGUUCUAGACUCUGAAGACAGGCUUCACUUCUGGCAUCUUCAGCCUCUUGAACAUUUAGCACUUUAUAAAGCAGGCUAUUGUCAUCCACUGGUCACAUUCUCCACUGAAAUUUUGUCAUUCUGCAGGGAUUUGACGGCAAAGGUGGGGAAGGGCCUCUUCUGCACCGCCUCUCCAUUAAGAGGAAGACAGAAGAAGAAAAUACACUCUUAAGUGAAAAUGUCCCGAAGUUGCAAGGAAAAGGGGAAAAUUACAGAAGAGCUUCACGAACCACAGACUUGGGCUUUCUCAUCUUGUCAGAAAAUCUGCACUGUUGGUAAAGCCUGGGGACCUGACUCAGCAGAGAAAUGCCACCCACAGUCACCGACUGUCUCCACAGUUGUGAACUCCCCUGUUUUCUCUGGAGGCUUCCCACAGCACAGCAAUACUCAAGUCUCUCAGAUGGGAAACCGGAUUUUGUGAAAACUGAAAUGAAACCGUGCUUUAUAAUAUUUAAAGGACUUUUAUAGUGACCAUGCUUGGAGUUCUGCAUGGGUAGAAUGUCAGUUUUCUGUUGGAUAAAUAAAAUUAACCGCUUGACAGUUUCAAAAUGCCUCAGCUUGCCAGCCCCGUUGCUUUGAAUAGUAUCUCGCUUCUUUUUAAAGAUCACUGCUGAAAGAUGAGGGGAAAUGGCACCAUUAAAAGAGGAAGUACCACAGGUUCAAAGCCUGUUUCCAUGAGGUAAUGUACAUUAUUGACUAAUCAUCAAAGAGAUCCUGUCUAUACUGAAAUGGAGCAUGAGGCUAAGGCAGGUGGCUGGGGGGUCAGAAACCUCUUUCCAGCCUUCUUGCAUCACUUCAUUGCUGAAGCCAAAGGGUUAGAUAAAGAUCAAUGGAAGUUUGCUGAUCUGACACAAGAACUUUUGCUUACUGGAAUGGAAGCUACAGAACUGAGUUCAUCUGCAUGGAGCUGCAGGUCUCAUCCAUUUGCAAAAGCAGCAUCUCUCUCUCUCUCUCUCUCUCUCUCUCUCUCUCUCUCUCUCUCUCUCUCUCUGUGUGUGUGUGUGUGUGUGUGUGUGUAGGUGCACAUGUGUGGAUCCUGCAGGAAGUUAAAACUUAAUAAUCUUCUGAAUUAUUUCUGUGUAGACAUAUUUCCUCUGCCUCUAGAGUGCUGGGAUUAAAGGCGUGUGCCACCACCGCCUGGCAUAUUUCCAUAUAGCUAUUAUUGCCUUUUUUUCCCUCUAAAAGGAAAUAGUUCAAUUUAGUAAUUAGAACCCCAGGAAAGUCAGGUUGUUUCAUGUUAGGUUGUUUGCAAACUGAAUGGGGGAUUCUAAUGACACACAGAUUUCUUCCCCUAAUCAGAACCUACCAAUUUAUUAUCAUACAAUUUACUACUAUUUUCUCUAAUAUAAGUAGAAUUUCUCCUAUUUGCAAGAACUUGACUAUGGAACCGUUUCCCUGGGCUUCGAUCACUUGGUUUCUGAUGGCUGGACAACUGGUGCUUGGAUCUGGGAGCCAGUGGUCAAGUGUAGACUUCAGAACUACUUGUUUGCUGCACCUACAAUCAGAGAAAGGCCCUUUCCCCAUCACAGGUCAGCUAUGCUGUCCUUACAGUUCGAAAUAGGUGUGGUUCCGGACUAACAUCAGUGAUUUAGAAAUGCUAUUUUUCCCCAGUGGCAAUAUACAUUGUGGGUGUGUGACUGGAAUAUUUAAAACACCUGCUGUCCUGGAACUGAGCCAAAUGUAUAAUACAUUAGCACAUGCUUGGGUCACUUCCAACAGCAUGUAUCAUACUGCCAUCAAAAUACUGAGGGAGCUGGCAUAGAGAUACUUAAAAGUUUCACUAGAAGCAAUUUAGGAUACACAUGUAUUUUUAUCAUUAACAGGCUCACCAUACUAAGCACCACAGACUAGUUCGGAUUUGAAUGAAGUCAAUUGUUUUUGAAUCAGAACGGAAUCGGCAGCAUCGGAGGGUUACUCUCUGUGCCAGCUUUGCCAAUUACUCUCAUAGUCCUUUAAAGCCCAGUCAGUCUUUUUGCCUCCCACCUCCUCUCUCACACCACGCUCCUGUCUGAUUGUCCUCUUCUUUGGGUGCACGUAAUUCAAAAGGCAAACCAGGGGUUGGGUUGCAACUCUAACCAAGUUUGCUAACAGAAAUUGGUCUAGGUAUUCUGUUUGAUGGAUUUCUCCUUUUCAACAUUAUUUUGAUGUUCUUUAAUAGAAUUAGUUUUUUUUUGUAUGUAUCAUCCUAGUUUUAAAAGUCAGUAUACUGUCUGUCUGAAGAAUUUCAUUAAAUAACAUUUAUCCAUCUAUUAUGUACAGCACUUCUCAAAAUGAUUUCAUUUCCUGUGCUGAGGAUUCAACUCAGGUCCUUGAACACAGUAAGGUAGGUAGGCUACCACUGAACUACAUCAAUAGCCCACAAAAUGACAUUUUAAAGAUAUAAAAACAAAAUAAAUACUGUAGAUUUCAGUGCUUAGAAGGUGUGUAUGUGUGUGUGUGUGUGCGCGCACACGAGACAGAGAGAGAAAGAGUGAGUGAGAGAGAGAGAAAGAGUGAGUGUGUGUGUGUGUGUGUGUGUGAGAGAGAGAGAGAGAGAGAGAGAGAGAGAGAGGUUUUAAAAAUUGCCUAAGAAGGAGCAGCAAGAAAAGAGAUGGUGUGGCAUGUCUGAAGAUUAUGCACCCUACACGUGCUAAUGGCGAAGUGCAUUCCUUGUUAGUCUACACAGAAAGACCAAACAUGAAGUUACAACUUAGAAAGCAGAAUUUCAGUGGAGAUUUUGAAGCAUGCCCAAGGUCACAGUUAAUGCAAGUAUAGAAACAUGGUUUAUGUGACUUGCCAUUUUGUAUCUGCCUCUUGUCUCACACUAGCCAGUGUGGUGGUGAGAAAGCUGGACUUUCAGCCUUCAGACUUCCCAUAGCACAGAAAGCUUAAGGGAUUUCAGUUUUUGACAGUAUGUAUGGAAUCCUGAUCUGUUUGUGUAGUCAUUAAAAUUGCACAUCUUUCCCUAGGAGAUUCCAAGUUCUUCAAUUUAAUGGACAGAUGCUUAAAGAGCUUCAAGUAUGUGACCUGUCGUCUCUAUGAUUUUUCUGCAUCCUAUAUAUGACAAAUGGACCUCAGAGAAAUGCACGUGUAUAUUAUCAAUGUGAACUGAAGUCAUGCAUUAAAAAGUGUCUUCUGUACAAUCACAGAUAUUUACAGGGUGGCUGAAACAGCUUGCAAUAUAGGCACACAGGAAAAGGUUUUAGAUUUUCUAACAUGCAUGCACAUAUAUUAUUUACACAUAUUAAAAUAAUUUAGCACUUUUUUUUCAUUCUACUGCUUCUAUUUUGAGGUAGUUAACUUUAGUCACCCCUUCCCUAAGUUUCCUUUAUGCUAUUCUCUUGCUCUAGUCCACAGUAUCUUUUUCAGACCUAUUUUCAUCCCAUGUAACUGCACACUAAGCACUCAACGCUCCUUGCAUCUGACUCCUUCCCCUCAGCUAUCUUACAAUCAUUUUCGUGUCUCUUUCUGUAUGGGAGCACUCUAUUCACAGCAUGCUAAUGCUUCUCAUGCCUUCUCCCCUUCUCAUGACGCAUCGGAGCACUCUGCUUUUGAGAAGUCUUCCUUACAACCUCUUCAUCAACUCACACCCCCUUUCUACAUUGGACUCUUUUUGAACCUACAAUUAAAAUCAUGAUAUUCUGCGGUUUGAAUAUUCUGCUUCCUACUAGGUAGUAGUUUAUCACAUGUAUCAUCGUCAUUACUGUCAUCUCCAUUAGAAGUUUUACUAUGAGCCAGACACCUGCUCCAAGCAUGCAAAAAUGUUCAUACUUUGAAUUGUCACAUACUUUGAAUUAUUAUUAAUCCCAUUUGCGAACGAUGAUUUAGGGACAUAGAACCUAAACAGUCUUCUCAGGGACAUACAAUUAUUCACGGAGCUGAGAGAAGCUAAGAACUCAGGCUAGAUUCAGAAUGGGAGUUCUCUGACUCACGCUGUGCUGCCCCCAUGAAAUAUCCCACAAUUCUUCCUGUUUUGUUUUGUACCGUUGAUUCCAGUGUGCACUUUCUACAUUAGCUCGAUGGUUUUGUGCAGUUACAGACCAUGUUGCUCAAACUUCUCUCUCUUGCCUAGUACUGCUGAUUUCUGUGCUUACUCAGAAUCUAAUAAUUAUUGCUUGAAUUAAAAAAAACUACAGUCAAAGGUGAAAAUUUAAACAUGCACACCAAAAGAUAAUUUUUAGAAUUUUAUAGCAAAAUAUAAUUAAUAUCCUGAGUGCAUUAAUAAUCCACAAAAUAAAUCCAAUUUAAUUGAUUAUCCCUGAUCAAAAUGGCCAUAUUGCUUUACUCCUGUUAACGGUGCUCUAUUGUCAUUAUAAGCAUCUGCACACACAAAAAAGAGGAUUUUUUUCUCGUUCAAACCAACCUGCUUGUUUUAUUUUGACUUCUGUUAUAGAUAAAUAGUCCUGAAGUUGUUUCAGGUCCCUACAGAUUAGGAGGUAGUCAAAUCGAUAACAACUACAUAAUACAUAAAGGAUGGAUGCAAAUUUUAUUGCAAAGAAAUUAAUAAUUAAUUCAUAUCUGUUUACUGUAACAAAAUUUUGUUGUCAGCUCUUUCUGGCUUCACAAUGCUUGAGUCAAGAUUGAUAAAUUAUAUAUGAAAAUAUGACUGUUUAAGGGCAAAAUGCCGCUAACAUAAUUAUAUUUUGUGAUGUUUACGAAUGUCACAGAAGCUAUUGUACACAGAAACUCAGGCACUGUUCCUUCUGCACUCUAGCAUAGUGAAUGUAGUUAAUAUUAUAGUAUCUAGCAAUAUUGAAUUUUUUAUGUCAACAAUUAAAAAGACAAUAUUUUCCACAUUGCAAAGACUUUGUUGAAUAGUAAAAAAAAUGAUGAAUAUUUUAAUGUCAAAGAUAAUCAUUGCCAAAGUUUUUUUUUAUCCUACAUAGCACAAAUAACGGAACAAUGAUAAUUUUGUUUUAAAGUAUAUAUGUAAAAGGCUUUGUCCCUAGGAUACUGCUCUGAGUGGCUCACUAUCUAGGUUGAAAAUGGUUAUGCAGGAUUGCAUGUCCUAUUUUUCCAUGCCUGCAGUAAAGAUACAAUAUGGGAAUUCAGCUUGGUAAUUACUAAUACACCACACAGACACAAUUACACCCUGUAUGCUGCAUAAAGGAUUCACUUGUGGUCUGCAUCCAUUACAAAGAGCGGUAGGGGGCCAACAUGCAAAACGACAGAACGCUUUACAAGACGGAAGGAGACCAGAGGAGUCCAUGUGCACAGAUACAAGGACCUUGAUUCUUCUAGCAAUGAUUUAAGCCUCUUUCCAUCAAUUAGCGUCCUUUGUCUCAGGAGCCUUAGCAGCAUUACAGGAACUGAAAAUAACAAUGCUCAGACCCAUACAACCCUUGACCUGUGCUGACAUUUCCACACCCUGUUGCUAUGUUUGACCUGGUUAUUCAGAUUACUUAACCAAAGGAAAAUGGCGUG
Molecule: messenger RNA, 11445 nt
Organism: Peromyscus californicus insignis
Lineage: Eukaryota; Metazoa; Chordata; Mammalia; Rodentia; Cricetidae
Exons: 2
Coding region: 3139-4050 (303 amino acids)
Source: RefSeq, a predicted model, not a curated record